GAGUCAUAGACAACCCGUCCAAAUGAAACAGAGGAACUUGCCCCCCAGAAAAGCUUCACCGAGAGCACCAUUGCAACCUGCGAUCACCAUGACGAUAUCAAAACCCAAGCCACUGGAGGAUCAAUUUAAGAUGAAAAAAAGACACAGUGGUUGGUGUGAAAACUGGAAAAAUGUUGCCUAAGAAGGGCAAGAUUAUAUCUGUGACACAAACUCUCUGUCCUGUAGUGGUCCUUGAGACUCGGCAAAAAUUAUUUGGCCGGGACAAAGUGGAAGGCAGACAUCAGUGCAGACUCUGCCGUAGGGUUUUCCAGGACAUAGACACCUUGAUAAUGCAUCAUGCCCUGCAUAAAAAAGAAAGAGUUAAAUUUUGUCUUUGUUGUCAACAAUUUGUGAUAACUAUAAUCUCCGUCCCUGAAAGCCAUGUCUGCUCUGAUGUAUUUUCUAGAAACCAUCAACCUUUGAUGGGAAAAAUGUCCCAGAAACCAAUCAGCCCUACAGCUCAAGAGGCAGAAAAAAUGUUCUACUGUACUUUAUGCAAGCGUGGCUACACACGGAUACGCAGCCUCAAAAAGCACAACUGUCCAUGUAAAGCUUCUCUGAAAUCCUUGACCACUGUAGGCUUGGAGGAGUGCAAUCCGGCUGUUCCAAACUCAAAUCAAAUGUCAACACAGCAUAUAAAUAUAGGCGUAGGUACAGAGCCGAUAAAGAUUGAGGAACAGAACAUAGAAUUCCCUAAUGGCAAGAAAGAUCAGAUUGGGUUGAAGAUGCAGCUGAAGGAUCAGCUGAAUCCCACAGAAACCCUUGAGUCAAUCUUUGCCAGUGUUUCUAACUCCAAACCAACUGAAUCAACUGAAAACUCCACUGAAGUACCAGCUGACAUGAUUGGAAUAAAUCAAGAGGAAAGCGAUAAACUGGUUGAAAAGCAGUGGACCAUGCCUUUGGAUGAUGCUGAAAUUGAUGUACUAAUAGAUGUGGAUCAAAAGGACUCCGAUGAGGAAGAUUUGACAGACGUGGCUAGAGAUGACUUUGAUGAAGGUGAGGAUGUUGUCAUUGUAGAGUCUCAUGAGGACAAGGAAAUGUCAGCUGCAUCUAGUAAUGGCUUUCAGGUGCAUAUGACUAAUAAAGGCUUGAAGAGGUUUGUUUGCAAUGGGUGCCAGAGAAGCUAUUCCCGCCUAUUUACUCUAAAGGAGCACCUGAAGAUUUGCGGGACAAGAAAAUUAAAGCCGCAAAAUAAUACAUUUAAUAUGGCUGGGCCAAUUAAAAGCUUUCCAUGCCCUCAAUGUGGUAAGUUCUUUAGCCGCAAAGACAAUAUGAAUAGCCAUCGAAAGAAGUGCCAUGCAUCAAACACUAAUUCCAGCAGUAAGUAA
Molecule: messenger RNA, 1367 nt
Organism: Carassius auratus (goldfish)
Lineage: Eukaryota; Metazoa; Chordata; Actinopteri; Cypriniformes; Cyprinidae
Product: cell wall integrity transcriptional regulator CAS5-like
Exons: 1
Coding region: 171-1367 (398 amino acids)
Biological process (GO): regulation of transcription by RNA polymerase II
Cellular component (GO): nucleus
Molecular function (GO): DNA-binding transcription factor activity, RNA polymerase II-specific; sequence-specific DNA binding
Source: RefSeq, a predicted model, not a curated record